Molecule: messenger RNA, 656 nt
Organism: Porites lobata
Lineage: Eukaryota; Metazoa; Cnidaria; Anthozoa; Scleractinia; Poritidae
Source: the annotation of a GenBank genome assembly
AUGAUAGCCCAUAUGUAUGGCCCAGUAGGUAAGUUAAAUGAUAAAUUACAAACAGUUAAUAAACAACAAAAUAGUGCAUAGGUUCAGAUGUACGGUGCUACGAGGAGAGCAAUUCUUAAGGCUGGAGAUCAGAGAAAAUCAAGUUUGAAAUUGAUUCAGUACUUGCACUGCAAUAUGAUUGACUAAUUUGAAAAAAAAGCACCCAUCUCUUUAUUUUGUUCCUUUCUGUUGUUUCUACUGCAGAAGGCAGAAAGCAUGACGCGGGGAUGUUAGCAGACUCUGGUCUACUUGCAGACCUACAAAGGAAUGCAUUCUCCUUAACUGGCCAGCCUCUUUGUCUGUAUGGUGACCCGGCUUACCCAUCAAGGAUACAUCUGCAGUGCCCUUUUAGAAAUGCAGUACUAACACCUCAAAUGCAGGAGUUAAAUGCUGCCAUGAGCGCUCUACGUAUAUCUGUUGAAUGGCUCUUCGGAGAUAUUAUUAAUUAUUUUAAGUUUCUUGAUUUCAAAAAUAAUUUAAAAGUUGGCCUAUCCUCAGUAGGAAAAAUGUACCUUGUUGGUGCUAUCAUAAGAAAUGCUCACACCUGCCUUUAUCACAAUCAGACUUCUGAUUUCUUUUCUGUGGAUCCACCAACACUUCAGGACUAUUUUGUGUAG